Closterium sp. NIES-67 is the source of this 1178-nucleotide messenger RNA. NCBI's taxonomy places the organism in Eukaryota, Viridiplantae, Streptophyta, Zygnematophyceae, Desmidiales, Closteriaceae. The record is from the annotation of a GenBank genome assembly.
CCAUCCUUCAACCAUGGCGUCAUUGGCCCCACUCCUGCGCGUCUUCUGCGUCGCCAUUACUUGCCUUCUUAUCACGAGAAUGGUUUCUGCAGAAUGUGCCGUCGGAUCCGGAAAGUACGGUGCAGACUGCCUCGCUUGUCCCGCCUGCGCCAAUGCGGGGACGUGUUUCGACGGGCCAGACGGCAACGGCACAUGCGCGUGCCCGCCUACCACAACCGGCGAUCUGUGCGAAGUCUGCGCGCCCAGAUACAACCCCAACACCAAUUGCACUACAGAAUGUGCCGUCGGGUCUGGAUUAUUCGGCACAGAGUGCCGCGCUUGUCCUGUUUGUGCCAACUUCGGGAAGUGUAACGACGGGGCGGAUGGCAACGGCACCUGUGCGUGCUCGCCUACCACAACCGGCACUCUGUGCGAGAACUGCCUGCCCAACUACGACCCCAACACCAAGUGCACUUCAGUGCUGGACGCGUGUGCCAAGCCGACGAGCGACACAACAGCGGAGGACAGUGCGUUUGCCAAGUACUGCCAGCUCAAGGCGCAUGGCGAGUGCAUCACGGAUUUCAACCUCGUGCCCACUCAGUCCAAGUGUGGCUGCGCCUCUGGCUUUGAGCUUGACACGGAAACCGACGAGUGUGAAGAUGUGGACGAGUGCAAGGUGAAGCCAUCUCCCUGCGUGGACGUGCUUUUCUCCACCUGCACCAACUUGGUUGGCACUUACAACUGCACGUGCACGAAGGGCUAUGCGGCCACGACAGUAGAUGCGAUGUUUAUUGUGAAAACCUGUGUAAAGACCGCCCCCCCCGCCAAACCUGCAAGCAGCUCUGCCCACAUGCUGAACCAGGGUCAUGGAUUUAAUUGGAUGGGGUGAUGAUGUCAUCUCAGAAGCAAAUGUUGAUGAUGUCAUGGGCAACAGUGGGAAUGCGAGGCGUGAUGUCCUCAGUGAGAUUUUUUAAGAAUUCUAAAGAAUGCAGAACCAGGGUCACAGCUUGAAGUGGAUCGGCUGAUGGUGUCAUGGCCACCAAUGGGAAAGCUGACGACCUGUUUCGUCUCCGCUUCGGCCCGUCGCCUGACCUCCCCGACUAGCACAGUCUGCUCCGUCGUCGUGUUCAGAUCUUUGAUAUGGACAUGGAUGAGAUUAGCUCUGCUUUGUAUGCGUUGUUUGUUGAUGACUCUAGUGU